Messenger RNA from Drosophila pseudoobscura, 641 nucleotides. Its product is annotated as leptin receptor gene-related protein. NCBI's taxonomy places the organism in Eukaryota, Metazoa, Arthropoda, Insecta, Diptera, Drosophilidae. The record is from RefSeq and is a predicted model, not a curated record. Gene Ontology annotation, biological process: late endosome to vacuole transport via multivesicular body sorting pathway. Gene Ontology annotation, cellular component: endosome. Bases 145 to 474 code for a protein of 109 amino acids. The transcript is spliced from 3 exons.
GUGGUAUAUUUCUGAGGGUCGGACGGUAUAUUCUAUAACUGAGUCACGACGACGACAAAGAAAAAAAAAUUAUAAACAAAAAACAUUACAAACAAUGGCUACUUUAAAAGGUUGAUUAUCUGCGCAUUUCUCACAUGCCUGGGAAUGACCUUUCUAAUCUUGGCCUGUGCGGUGCCCACACCAAAGAUAUUCUACCCGUUCUUUGUCCUGCUGUUCUACGCACUGUCGGUGCUGCCAGUUUUCAUAGCCAAGCGAACAACGCCGGUAAAUGAGACAAAUCCAAAGACAGAGUUUGCCCUGUUCCUCACGGCUGGUAUGGUACUGAGUGCCUUUGCCUUGCCCAUCGUUCUAGCCCACUCGGCGGUGAUCACUUGGACAGCGUGCACAUUGACAUUAAUUAGCAAUGUUAUCAAUUAUGCGACCAUUUUCGGCUAUGCCAUGCACGAUGAGGAACAAUAUGGAAGCAUGUUCUAGGCGGAGGCUGUGAACUAAACGCAUUUUACUAGUAAGCACGCAUUCUGCACACUUCCUGGCAGACAUCAACCAAUCUCAUAAAUAACCAAGUGUAUUCAACAUAACAUAAACGGCACUCAAAAUAAACAAGUAGUUGAAAUUUGGCGUCGAAAUUGAGUUGAAGGUAA